AUGAGCUUUCUUUGGAGAGGAUUGAAAAGGGAGUAUAAGAUCGCUUGGGUGAAAUGGGUGGAUUUUUGCAAGCCUAAAAAGUUAGGAGGCAUUGACAUUCAUGACCUUCGGUUGGUUAACUUGGCCCUUUUGGGUAAGUGGAAGUGGCACAUGCCUUCCGGGGAUUAUGGCAUUUGGUGUGAUAUUCUCACAGCAAGAAAUGGAGUUUCCUCUAUGACUUCAAUCAUGGGUGGAAUAGCCGAUUGCCUCAUAUCGGCCUCACCUUGGUGGAGAGGGGUUUCCAUUUUAGGAUCUAAAGCCGUUGACACUUCUGACUGGUUCAAGGAUGGGUUAUUCUUUAAAAUUGGUUCUAGUCUCCUUACCUCUUUCUGGAAGGACAUUUAG
Messenger RNA from Vicia villosa (hairy vetch), 384 nucleotides. RefSeq lists its product as uncharacterized. The coding region runs from base 1 to 384 and encodes 127 amino acids. The transcript has a single exon. The record is from RefSeq and is a predicted model, not a curated record. Lineage: Eukaryota; Viridiplantae; Streptophyta; Magnoliopsida; Fabales; Fabaceae.